This is a messenger RNA of Phaeoacremonium minimum UCRPA7, 654 nucleotides long. Its product is annotated as putative ribosome biogenesis protein rlp24 protein. The record is from RefSeq and is a predicted model, not a curated record. The transcript has 3 exons. The coding region runs from base 1 to 654 and encodes 217 amino acids. Gene Ontology annotation, cellular component: nucleolus. Lineage: Eukaryota; Fungi; Ascomycota; Sordariomycetes; Togniniales; Togniniaceae. Gene Ontology annotation, biological process: ribosomal large subunit biogenesis.
AUGAGGAUCGAGACUUGUUUUUUCUGCGGUAGGCCAUCCUACCCGUCAAAGGGCAUUACUUUUGUCCGAAACGAUGGCAAAUCAUUCAGAUUCUGCCGGUCAAAAUGUCACCGGAAUUUCAAGAUGAAGCGUAAUCCUCGCAAGCUCAAGUGGACGAAGGCCUACCGCAAGAACGCCGGCAAGGAGAUGGUUGUCGACAGCACAUUGCUCUUCGCCGCCCGCCGAAACGUGCCCGUACGCUACAACCGUGAGCUCAUCCAGAAGACACUCAAGGCCAUGGAGCGCAUCGGCGAGAUCCGGUCACGGAGGGAGCGCGUCUUCUACAAGAAGCGCAUGGCUGGCAAGCGUGAGCGCGAGCUCGCCACGGCCAGGAAGCUGGUCGCCGAGAACGAGCACCUACUACCCCGUCUUCGUGGUAGCGAGAAGAAGAGAUUGGCCGAGCUGGAGGGUGCGGACCGUGAGCGUGAGGAAGAAGCCAUUGCCCGCAAGUCGAAGAAGACCAAGGCGUUUGGCGGUGAGACGAGGAGAGUCAGAGUCCUGGUGGAUGGAGGCAUCGAGGAGGUCACAGAGAGGACAGAAGGUCAAAUCUAUGGCGAGGAUGACGAGGACGACGACGAUGAGGAAGACGAUGAUGAUGAGAUGGAUAUGGACUGA